Messenger RNA from Penicillium chermesinum, 582 nucleotides. RefSeq names its product putative nuclear distribution protein RO10. Bases 1 to 582 code for a protein of 193 amino acids. The transcript has 3 exons. NCBI's taxonomy places the organism in Eukaryota, Fungi, Ascomycota, Eurotiomycetes, Eurotiales, Aspergillaceae. The record is from RefSeq and is a predicted model, not a curated record.
AUGACACAAGAAAGCGACUCAGUAGCCGGGGCUACCAUCGAACUCCUGGAGGCGCGCCUCCGCCGCAUUGCAUACCUCCUGGGCGGCGCGACCGACUGGACAGGAGUCCCAACAAUGCCGGAGAAACCCUCCUCCCACGAGGAAAGCGUAUCGCGCCGACUGGCACGCUUGGAGAAGGAAUUGGCUAAACUAAGCCGCAAUGUCCCCGCCGUGCGAGACGUGAUCCAACUUCAUGACCAAUUUCCCGACCUCUUUCAAGCACCCACCCCAGAAGAUGUCCCCGAGGGCCUCUCAAGUCGGGCACUUGCCUCUAUUGUCCUCUCCUAUGCAACCGCCUUCCCAGAAACGGCUUCCCGCCUUACAUCCCUCAAUGAUCUCCCCAUCCCGACCCCGAGAAAGGAGCAAGCACAGGCUAUAUCCGAACUGCGGGUGCGUACAGCGAGGGUGUUACAGCGGUGGUAUGAGGUUGGGCUUGUUGGGAGCGGAGAGUGUUGGGCGGAGUGGGAAGGAAGAAUUGAAAAUGUGGAAAGAGAGGUUAGGCGGAGAGAGGUCAUUAAGGCGAGGAGGGAGAAUGAGAUCUAA